Australozyma saopauloensis is the source of this 699-nucleotide messenger RNA. RefSeq lists its product as uncharacterized. Gene Ontology annotation, biological process: vesicle fusion; Golgi vesicle transport; intracellular protein transport. Gene Ontology annotation, cellular component: membrane; SNARE complex; endomembrane system. NCBI's taxonomy places the organism in Eukaryota, Fungi, Ascomycota, Pichiomycetes, Serinales, Metschnikowiaceae. The record is from RefSeq and is a predicted model, not a curated record. Bases 1 to 699 code for a protein of 232 amino acids. Gene Ontology annotation, molecular function: SNAP receptor activity; SNARE binding. The transcript has a single exon.
AUGGAUCCAUUUUCUGAAGUUGAACUGGACUGCUGGAGCCAGAUCCAUUCAUUACAACAGUUCGUACAAAACACCACCAGCAUAACGGAGGAUGCUACUCUAGACUUUCAAAACAACUACCAAGAGCUUCACGAAACCCUAGAAGAUCUUCGACAGGCAGUGCACAUAUCAGAAUCGAAUCCAUCCGAGUUCAGACUCACCUCAGCUGAUAUUGCCAGCAGGAAACAAGUUUUGGCUCAAUUGGAGGCCAAGAGCAUUGCACUCAAUGAUCAAUGGACGGGCAAGAUUGCAGAUCCACACCGCGCUAGACAGAUUACAUCAGCCAACAAUCGAAUCAGUCAAGAUAAUUCUAGAGACGCUCCUGACCCCUUCGAUGAUUCGGCUAGAAUUGAUCUGGAGUUCAACCAAUAUCAACAGCAAGAAAUGAUCCAGGCUCAAGAUACACAGCUUGACUCCAUUCACAUCACAAUGCAAAAUUUAAAUCAACAGGCCAUGCUCAUGGGAAGUGAAUUGGAAGAGCAAGGUUUUAUGUUAGAUGAUCUAGAUCAGGAGCUUGAUACAGUUGGCGGAAAGCUUCAAAGAGGUAUGAAACGUGUUAAUUAUGUGAUCGAGAAGAAUAGAGAGACAGCUAGCAAUUGCUGCAUCGGAAUUUUAGUGGUGGUCCUUUGCAUUUUGCUUGUAAUUUUGAUCGUUGCAUGA